AUGCUUACAAAGAUCAAAACUAGCAAGAAUGGUAAAGAGGAGGAUGAAGGUCGUGGUGGUGGUGCACGAAAGCCAAGAAUGGCUGGAGAAGACCUUAAAUCGAUAGCAGCUGACGGCUGCUGCUGGUUUGGCUGCCGGCUAGACACAGCGAGAGAGGAGGGGUGUGCUGCGGUGGCUACUGCUUGCGUGGGGAAGGAGAAGCCGGCUGCUACUGCUGGUUUGGAGGAAGAAGAGCGCAGCCCUUGCUGCUGCUUGCGAGUGGAGCUGUCGGUUGAGGGAAGUGGGAAAGAGGCGCACGGGAAGAGAGAGGAAGAAGGAGAGGGAGGAGAAGGAGAAGACGGCUUGUCUUCGAUAACACACGCAAGUGCGAAGAAAAGGAGGGCGGAGGCUCGUAAACAAGCUCAACAAGCCUCUCAAUCUCUUGACAUGGCAGGUCAGGCUCCCGAGAGAACUCUUAGGCAGUCUACACAGCCCAAGGCUAGCAAUGUUACCGCGGGGAUUAGGUUGCCGACUACUAAUGCUGGAAACUUUGACAUCAAAUCCCAUGUUAUGAAUAUGAUCACGGGAAAUCAGUUCUAUGGUCUUGACAAUGAAGAACCCGUCGAUCAUCUGCAGAAAUUCCUUCAAGCAUGUUCUCUACAAAAGAUUACUGGGAUGACUGACGACGAGCUCUACUUGUACCUCUUUCGUUUCUCUUUAGCAGGCAAGGCUCAACGUUGGUAUAACUCUCUUCCCAACACCAUUACUACUUGGGCGCAACUGUCUGAUGCUUUUCUAGUGAAGUAUUAUCCCGGUUAUAAGACUCACGACUACAGAGUUAAGCUCUAUAGUUUCUCACAAGAUGCGGGGGAGACUUUUCAUGAUGCGUGGGAGAGAUUCAAAGAUUACCAAUAUAUGUGCCCUCAUCACGGUAUAGAGAAGGAAUUUCUUAUGCAAUCUUUUUAUAAUGGUCUUGAUAAUGAGACUAAGAGGAUGGUAGAUGGUGCGGCUGGCGGCUCUUUCAUGAACAAACAAACUUCUGAGGCUAUUUCACUCUUGGAUACUCUUGCUGAAAAUCAAUGGAAUAGCUCAUCUAGGCGCGCAGCUCAAGCACCAAGGAAGGGGAAGCAUGAAGUUGAAACUUAUUCCCUUCUAUCAUCACAAAUCUCAGCUUUGAAUGCGAAAAUUGAUGGGAUGCGCAUGAAUGCUAAUACAUCUAUGCCCGUCAAUGCUAUGGCUACCUCUAGCCAAGGUGGAGUUGCUUGUGAUUAUUGCGGUGUGCAUGGUCAUUCUCUAAUGGAGUGUUCCGUUAAUCCCAAUGGAGCUAUGGGGGUGCCAGAGCAAGUCAAUGCUUUUCAAGCUUGUCCUCCUUUCAACAACAAUAGCUACUAUCCUGGAAUUCGGAAUCAUCCUAACCUGUCAUAUCGCAGUAACAAUGUGUUAAAUCCUCAACAACAACAUUUUCCACCACAAGCACCACAACAACAUUAUGGGCAACAUCAGCAAUAUCAGCCCAAUCAAGGACCACCCGGUUUCCAAAGGCCUCCUCAAGGCCAUCAACAGCAGCAUUUUCAGAACCAACAACCCCAAUCCGAAUUGGGGGAGUUGAAAAACAUGAUGGCCCAAAUGGCCAAACAGCUUGAGCAACUCGGUACUCACAAUAAAAUGCUUGAAACUCAAGUUGCUCAAUUGGCUGCAUCUAGCUCCUCUAGACAAGCAGGAGCAUUGCCCGGCCAACCCACUCAACCACAUGGCAAGGAGACCGCCAAUGCAAUCACUACAAGGAGCGGGUUGAGUUAUGAUGAGCCGCCCAUGCCUCACAAUGAAGAGUCAAAUUCGAAAGAAGUGGGCAUUCCUAAAGUGGUUAUUAAUGAAGCACCUUCUGAGGCAGUGCACGAGAAAGAGAAAGCAAAAGAAGAGGCAUUGCAAGUGCCUCCCAUCACACUUCCUUUUCCCAACCGCCAAGUAAAGAGCAAGCUUGACAAACAAUUCGGUAAGUUCUUGGAGGUAGUUAAGAAUUUGCAGGUAACAGUUCCUUUUACUGAAUUAAUCACACAAGUGCCUGCUUAUGCUAAAUUCAUGAAGGACAUAUUGACUAGGAAAAGAGCCUUUAGUGAGGUGGAAACAGUUGCUUUUACUGAACAAUGUAGUGCUUUGCUACAAAACAAAUCCCCUCCAAAACUGAAAGAUCCUGGUAGUUUCUCCAUCCCCUGUCACAUUGGGACACUGUUUAUUGAUAAAGCUUUAUGUGAUUUAGGAGCUAGUGUCAGUGUAAUGCCUUUUUCUGUCUGUUCUAAACUGAAAAUGGGAGAUCUAAAAGUUACCAAUAUUACUUUACAAAUGGCCGACCGUUCUGUUAAAUAUCCUUUGGGUAUUUUAGAGGACGUCCCUGUUAGGGUAGGUAAGUUUUAUAUCCCUGUUGAUUUUGUUGUUCUUGAUAUGGAGGAAGAUCGACAAAUUCCUAUUAUUUUAGGAAGACCUUUCCUUCAUACGGCAGGAGCAGUUAUUGAUGUGAAAAAUGGUAGACUUACACUUUCUGUGGGGGAUGACAAUAUAACUUUCAAUUUGAGCAAUGCUUUGAAAGGUCCCAUGCUUGAGAAAAAAUGCUAUGCUAUUGAUGUAGUUGAUGUGAUUUGUCAUGAUAACUUGCCCCUAACUCUUAUGAAAGAUCCUUUGGAGGCCGUUCUUUGUCUUGAAUCUUCUACAGGUGAUGCUAGCAUUUGGAAGACUGAAAUUGAUGCUAUUGAACAAGCUCUUUGUAAUGAAGAGCUUAGUCACAGCAAAGGCAAGAGAGUGCAGAGGUUAGUUCGGCCUGUAUGCAAAGUUGAGGUAAAGAAGCCCGAACUAAAACCUCUCCCUUCCCAUCUUAAGUAUGUUUUUCUUGAUGAGCAAGAGCUCCAUCCUGUUAUCGUCAGCACUACACUCAAUGAUGCCCAGCUUUCCCAACUUUUAGAUGUUCUGAAAAAUCAUAAGAAGGCCAUUGGGUAUAGUGUUGAUGAUUUGAAAGGUAUUAGUCCCGACUUUUGCAUGCAUAGGAUUCAUUUAGAAGAAGAUCACAAGCCUUGUAUUCAACCACAAAGGCGCUUAAACCCUAACAUGCAAGAAGUCGUGAAAAGUGAGGUAUUGAAACUACUUGACGCAGGCAUUAUUUUUCCUAUUGCUGCAUCUAAGUGGGUAAGUCCUGUGCAAGUGGUUCCAAAAAAAGGUGGGAUGACUGUUGUUAAAAAUGAUAAAAAUGAAUUAAUUCCCACUAGAACUGUCACUGGUUGGCGCAUGUGCAUUGAUUACAGGAGACUGAAUUUAGCUACUCAUAAGGAUCAUUUCCCUCUCCCCUUCAUUGAUCAAAUGCUUGAAAGGUUAGCUUGUCAUAGAUAUUUUUGUUAUUUGGAUGGUUAUUCUGGAUUCUUCCAAAUUCCCAUUCAUCCUGAUGACCAAGAGAAGACAACAUUCACUUGUCCUUAUGGUACUUUUGCAUAUCGUAGAAUGCCAUUUGGGUUAUGUAAUGCACCAGCUACAUUUCAGCGUUGCAUGAUGAGCAUUUUUUCUCAUUUCAUAGAGUCUAUCAUGGAAAUUUUUAUGGAUGACUUUAGUGUAUAUGGUAGUUCUUUUGAAUCUUGUUUGGCUAAUCUCACUAAAGUUUUGAAAAGAUGUGAAGAAUGUAAUUUGGUUUUAAAUUGGGAGAAGUGUCACUUUAUGGUGACUGAGGGUGUGGUUCUUGGCCACAUUAUUUCUGAUAAGGGCAUACAGGUAGAUCGAGCCAAGGUACAGGUGAUUGAGCAAUUACCACCACCAGUCAAUGUGAAAGGGGUAAGGAGUUUUCUUGGUCAUGCGGGGUUUUACCGCCGCUUUAUUCAAGAUUUUUCUAAAAUUGCUAAACCACUAAUUUAUUCCGAGAUGUUACAACUAACCCAACUUCUUCUUAAAGAUGCACCUUUUGACUUUACUGAGGAAUGUGCUGAGUCUUUUAACAGGAUAAAGCAAGCUCUCAUAACCGCACCCAUCAUUCGCCCUCCCGAUUGGGAACUCCCAUUCGAGAUUAUGUGCGAUGCAAGUGAUUUUGCGGUUGGAGCUGUGCUCGGGCAAAGAAAGGACAAGGUCUUGCAUGCCAUUUAUUAUGCUAGCAAGACUUUGGAUGAGGCUCAGGUCAACUACGCCACCACAGAGAAGGAACUUUUAGCUGUUAUUUAUGCCUUAGAAAAAUUUAGAUCAUAUCUUCUUGGUUCCAAGGUUAUUGUGUAUACUGACCAUGCAGCUUUAAAGUACCUUCUUGCUAAGAAGGAAGCCAAACCAAGGCUUAUUAGGUGGAUUCUCUUACUUCAGGAGUUUGAUAUUGAGAUUCGUGAUAAGAAAGGAGCAGAGAAUGUAGUUGCAGACCACCUGUCUAGAAUCAGGUAUGAUGAUGGUAAGAUCUCCUCCUCUAUUGAUGAUUCUUUUCCUGAUGAUCAGUUGUUUGCAGUCACAUCACAGGGUCCGUGGUUUGCAGAUUAUGCUAACUAUGUGGUAGGCGGCAUUUUGCCUCCUGAUUUGUCCUACCAACAAAAGAAAAGGUUCUUGCAUGAUGUUAGAUAUUAUUUUUGGGAUGAUCCUUUUCUUUUCCGUGAGUGUGCAGAUGGAAUUUAUCGCAGGUGCAUUCCUGAUCCCCAAACAAGCGGUCAAGUUGAGAUUUCCAACCGCGAGAUCAAAUCUAUACUAGAAAAGGUGGUUGCAAAGUCUAGGAAAGAUUGGAGUAUGAAGCUUGAUGACACGCUUUGGGCCUACAGAACAGCUUUCAAAACACCUAUUGGCACCUCCCCAUACCGGCUUGUGUACGGAAAAUCCUGUCAUCUUCCCGUCGAAUUAGAGUACAAAGCUCAUUGGGCAAUUCGCGAGCUUAACAUGGAUAACAAGUUAGCAGGGGAGAAGAGGCUUCUUCAACUUAAUGAGUUAGAUGAGUUUCGAUUGUCCGCCUAUGACAGUGCUCGGAUUUACAAGGACAAAACUAAGAAAUGGCAUGAUAAGAAGAUCCUCCCAAGAGAGUUUGCAAAGGGAGAUAAGGUGUUAUUGUUCAAUUCUCGACUCAAGUUCUUUCCCGGAAAGCUAAAGUCUAGAUGGUCUGGUCCUUUUUUGGUUACUAAUGUGCAUAAGUUCGGCUCCGUGGAAUUGAAAAAUGAAAAAGGUGAUGUUUUCAAGGUCAAUGGACAACGUUUAAAGCUUUACCAUGAAGGAAAUGUUGUUGGAACGAUGGAAGUUAUCCACCUUCAUCCUUCUUCACCCUCUUAAGUUGGUCGAACAAAAGGGUCGUGCGGGACCUUAAAAACCAGCACUUGUCGGGAGGUAACCCGA
Molecule: messenger RNA, 5301 nt
Organism: Amaranthus tricolor (Joseph's coat)
Lineage: Eukaryota; Viridiplantae; Streptophyta; Magnoliopsida; Caryophyllales; Amaranthaceae
Exons: 4
Coding region: 1-5238 (1745 amino acids)
Molecular function (GO): nucleic acid binding
Source: RefSeq, a predicted model, not a curated record